CACCGUGAGUCAGAUGAAGUCUAUAUCCUUUAGAGAGGUGAAGGCAUUUGUAAACUGAGGCAGUUGAGCUUAAGCAAGGAUAAGGGUGAUAAAGACGGGCGAGGAGAAGGGACUCCUCACACACUUUUGUAUUAGAGCCAGGCAAGGAUGAAGGGUUAGAAAUAAAGCAGUUCAGCCCACAUUCAGGUGAAACAGGAAAAUGACCUCCAGCCUCAACUUUCUACCUUUACACAGAUUGCAUCAAGUCUUGAAGUCAGUCUGGGAGAAAAGCUCUCAGUGCUGGCCAGGUUCGGUGACAGAAGGAGUGCUUUCCAGAGGAUGGCUGCGCCGGUUCUUGCUGCUGAAGCUGGUGACAGUGCUGCUGUUCCCCCAUGGAGCUGGCUUUCCCCUGCUGGUGGGAUGUAUGUUCAGCCUGAGGGCUUUUCUGCUACUGCACUCCCCUCAAAUCUCCACCAAGCCCUCCACCGUUCUCCUGGGACAACUGGCUCUGACAGAUACUCUCGUACUGCUGCAAUGGGUGCUUCGGCUGGCAGCAACAGUGGGCUGGUGGAUGGAGGAGGCGAGCUACGAGGAGGCACGAUCACUUUGGCACAAGGAAGCUGUGAACGUGCUCUGUCAGCAACUGCUUGACACUCACCACCUGGCAUCUCUGCUCCUGCUGGGUCUACUGGGACUGGAGGCCACGCUGGUGUCACGCUGGCCUCAGCAGACUCGGAGAUUCAGGACUUCACACUGGGCACAGCUCACCUGUGGUCUGAUCUGGAUACUUGUGCUGCUAGAACUUGUGUCUUUGCUUGACUCAAGACUAUUGCAGGAUUUGAGUCCUCCAACUCACCCUCCCACUCUGCAAAACACUCACACUUCCUCCCUGGGCUUGGUGCUUCCUCCCUCCCUGCCUGGUCACUCAGUCUUCCUGAGGAGAACAUUAUGGCUGGUGAAUUCGUGGUUGCACUAUGCUGUCUUCAAUACUAAACCACACAAGAAGAACACCCUGUUUCAUUAAAAGUCUAUGAGAGAACAUGCAACUGUACUGUAUAUACUCUAUAUUUUAUAAUAUUUCUAUUUAUUACAUAAUAAAUUGUAUGUAAAUGCUC
Messenger RNA from Mugil cephalus (flathead mullet), 1094 nucleotides. RefSeq lists its product as uncharacterized. The record is from RefSeq and is a predicted model, not a curated record. The coding region runs from base 200 to 1003 and encodes 267 amino acids. Lineage: Eukaryota; Metazoa; Chordata; Actinopteri; Mugiliformes; Mugilidae. The transcript is spliced from 2 exons.